UAUUUAACAAUUGAAAAUCUUCCUUUCGAUCGGAUUGUUCUUCCCCUGCAUCUUCCAUCCUUUCCAUAUUUUCAUUUUUUCAUUUUUUCAUAACCAGAAGGAGACAUCAUGGAUCCAGUUGGCUUGGAUGAGAGUGAUCUUGAACUGUUGGAUCAAAACAGAUUGGAGAGGGAUCAGAUUCUGCUGGAGAUCAACGAACUGAAAGAGAGAAACGAGAGAAGAAAGAAGGAGAGAGAGGAGGAGGAACACAGGCUGGCAGCUGAACGUGCCGCUGAAGAGCAGAGAAGAAAAGCUGAAGAGGAAGAGAGAAGAAAAAAAAAGGAAGAGGAUGAUAUCAAAAGAAAACAAGAUCGCGCUCUAAAAAUGGCUGAAUUUGAAAAAUGGAAGAACCCACCAAAGGCCAACUUCGUCAUCAGCAAGAAAAUUGGAGCUGCUCUGGGCUCUGAACCUGAGAGUGAACAAGAUGAUCAGAAGAACAAGAAGUCCAAAGAGCAGUUGGAAUCUGAGAAGAAGGCAAUCUUGGCUCAACGCAUCAGACCAUUGGACGUCAGCGGCUACGAUAGCUCCAAGCUGGCUGAAAAGGCUAAAGAACUCCACACUCUCAUUGCUCGCCUGGAAGGAGAAAAAUACGAUUUGGAAAAGCGUUACAAGACCAUGCAAGUCCAGCUGAUGGAGUUGGCUGACAGAGCCAGGCAACAGAAUGUCGUCGGCAAAGAAGGUGGUUUGAAAAGAGUUCAUGGAAGUGAAGAAACCGUCGACGUUAUUCAGACGAGAUUCGCUGGUGCACCUUCGAAGGUCGAAAUGUACAGCAAAUACGAAAGGCAAAAGGACAAGAGGUCGUAUGAUGACCGCAAAGAAAUUUACACGGGACCGCUCUUCUCAUCGCACGCCGAACGAAUCCAACCACAGAAAGUGGUGGCAUGGAACGAAGAACGCAUGCCAACUUACCAAUAAAUCGUCUGAUGGCCUGAAAAUUUGAAGAUGUUUUAGUGUUUUCGAUUGAUCAACAUAAAUGUAUAUUUUUUAUAAUCUGCAAUUUCAAUAGAGUUUGUUUACUUUUAAUAUUAAAACACAAUUCAUCUGUAUAUACAAACAUUUUGUUACUAAAAAUAAAAAUUCAGAAUUAAGAACAACACCAUGCACCCUUUACGAAGUCUUAAAGCAUGCAUCGUGGCGUAAUAAUGUUUCACAUGGAGAAAAUAUAUGCAAGUUGAAACUGCAAAAUUUUUAGCGUGGAAAGUGAAAAACCACAGGUGAUUAAAAUUAUUUAAAAACAAUAGUUGGUGCAAACUUCACUCUGUUUCUGUAUAGGAAUGCAAAUGUCUUAUAAUAACAAAUUUCAGUGAAAACCUCCUUGUCUCUCGUUCACAUUUAGAAAUUUUAAAAAUUAAGUAACUUUUAAAAAAAUUAAAAUAUUAAAAAUAGCAUUGCGUGUGUUGAAAUUCUGUUUUAAAAUGAUUGUGAAAGAAAUUGUAGAACAAGCAAGUGAGAUGAGAGAACCGAAAUUGUGCGUAGGAAUUAAAAACUUCGAUAGAUGUCAGGACGUCGAGAUGGCCUUGUCUUUGCUGCCGUUGCCGAAGUUCCAAUCCAAAAACAAGCUCUUCAAGAAGUCGUCGAAGCACCUGGAAAGCAUGAGCACAUGGCCGGGUAGGAAGUUGUACGUGGUGUAGACGGUGCAGAUGAGAAUCAGGAGUAGCAGGCCAUGAAAAAUGUUCCUCUCCCAUGGUUCGAGAACGGCCACUCCGAGACUCAUGCUGUAGAAGAAGUAGGCUCUCUCGACCAUCUCCUUCAACUUUCUGCAAGCGUCCUCCAUACUUCUUCUUCCUUUCCUGAUCAAUUUUAAAAUAUGCCUCUUAUCUCCUCCACCGAACAACACAACAAACAGCAAAUUGUAUAAUAGAAAAACUAUUUAGUUUUUAUUCUUUUGCUUAAAUAUUAAAUUACAACAAUACAGCCAUG
Molecule: messenger RNA, 1959 nt
Organism: Helobdella robusta
Lineage: Eukaryota; Metazoa; Annelida; Clitellata; Rhynchobdellida; Glossiphoniidae
Exons: 14
Coding region: 109-954 (281 amino acids)
Biological process (GO): sarcomere organization; muscle contraction; regulation of muscle contraction
Cellular component (GO): troponin complex
Molecular function (GO): tropomyosin binding
Source: RefSeq, a predicted model, not a curated record